UCUUUCAAAGCUGCUGGCAUAACACAACUAUAAGUAUCAUCACUAUAAAAUAGGGUAUUUCCAAAGGAAACCUUCACCGUGCAAGGCUAUAUUAAACUGUUUGUGUGUCAGGUGAUAAUGUAAAACUUGAAAGCUGUUAAAGCGUGUAAUUUAAGAAAAAAAAUAUUUAACUUAUGUUCCAUGUGUUAUGGAAACUGCUGAUCUAAACAAAGAGCAAAUGCUUUUUCCUUGCCAUUGUAGAACAAGAACAAGGGUAUAACCUAAAAUGGAAAAUCAAAAGGUGCAGAAAACACUGUGUGAUAUGAAAACAGAUCUGAACUUACUGCUUGAAUGCCUUAAAUACCAGAUGGACUGCCCUUUAUCUCAGAAAGAGGCUUUGAUCACUAUUUAUUCAAUUUGUCAACAAAACAGUGAAGCAAGUGAAUAUUUUCGAGAAAUUGGUGGUUUGAGGUUUAUAAAUGAUCUCGCAAAGUCAAGUGCCCAUUGCGUAGUAAAGGAAGCAGCUUUGUUUACAUUAGGAAUUAUAAUAGAGAGUAAUGUUUACUGUCAACAAUCUUUAUGUACUUCUGCAUUGUUUGAGGACCUCAUUUUAUUUUUAAUUAAUAAGGAUUCUGGUGUGAACUUGAAAAGAAUGUCUGUUUAUGUCAUCUUAGUGCUGGUUUCAAAUAACAAAUAUGGGCAAACUUACGUCAGAGAAACAGGCUGCAUUGGUCUUCUGCUGCAGUUAUUCAGAACAACUCUUUCCACAUCUGAGAUGAAUCUGUCAGAUGAAAAUACUUAUCAGUACUAUCAACUGUGGUCUUCAGUCUGCAGUACUCUCUGUGCCUGCGUUAACAAUCCUCAGAACGAAGAUAAUCAAAGCAUUUGCUGUGCAGUUUUUCCAUAUGCAAAGGAGUGGAUAGAAAGUUGCACAGAGCCAGAGAUAGUUCGUCCUAUUUGUUCAUUUGUUGGCCUCACAGUUGCAAAUAACUCCACUGUGCAGAAAUACUUUGUUUCUGUUGGAGGACUGGAUACCUUAGCUAAAGUUCUCAUCAAGUUGAUGCAUGAUUCCUCUAUGAGUCACUCCAGCACAAAACUUGCAGUAGUAGUAACAAAGACUCUGGAUGCCUGCAUUGCUAAUGAUUCUGCCAUGGGUGGUGCUUUGGUGAAGUAUCACACUGUGUCAGAGCUACUGAACCUGCUGUCUAAUGACACUUUGGAUACAGGAGAAAAAAUUAGUAUUAUUCUAACAAUUGGACAUUGUACUGAGGUUUGUGAAGAAAACCAAUAUGAACUGCUCAAGAACAAUGGUCUUCCACUUAUGAUUCAGGUACUAACUGAGUCUCAAGAUGAGGAACUAAAUAAAGCUGCUACUUAUGUGCUGCAAAACUGCAAACAAAUGACUGAACAGUUGUCCCUGAAAAUAAAUGAAAGUUCAUUAAAUGAGAAGAAUGCAGAUGAGUUGGAAGCAGACAUGCAAGUCAGAGAAAGAAGUCUACAAGACUACUGGAAGAAAGCAAAAGAAAUUUUACACAGAAUAAAAUUGAUUGAAAAAGAACAUGAUGAGGAAAGAAUGCAAGGAAGAGUAUUUGUUGAUAGACCUUUAGAAAACAGUGCUGAAGCAUCAAAAUACCAUGAAUUGAAUCCUAGUGAUCCAGAAACAUAUGUAGAUAGAACACACAAAGAAAUACGUUAUCCACGAUUAAUUUCUAAUUUGGAUGGUCGGGUUCUUGCUCUAGCUGUAAAUUCUCCCUUGAAAAAUGAAACAGUGAAUGCUAUGAAUCCAGUAAACACUUCUACUAGAAAAAGUGAACAGAAUGAUAUUCCAUGGCCAGCUUGUGAAGUGCAGACAAACAGUGUGCUUCAAAGUCAUCGUAUAAAUGAAAAAAAAGGUUGUGAAAAAAGACAGUCUAUUCUUCAAGUACAGAAAGGCUUAUUUAAACAACCAGCAAAGACUGUUAGAAAUAUGAAACAGGCGUGCACAUCAGACCACCAUUCAUUCUCCUCAGAGAUAACCAAGGAAGAAAAAAGUACCUUGACUACAACUGCAUCCCUUAAAAUGACAGAUUUAAGGUGUUUAGGUUGUACAACAGCAGGCCUGUCUUUCAAUAGUAAAACUUUUAGCAAGAUGCUGCGAACUUGUCCAUACCUAUGUUAUCAUCACAAAGUCAUUCUGGAAGCUGAAGAAAGAUAUAAAAAGGAACUUCAGAAGUUGUCUGUUUCUAAUAACAGUAGAUAUGCAGCUUAUGAGAAAAUACUGCUGACUCCAAUAAAGAAAGGAAAAUUACAUACAGAGACAUCAACUUGUACGGGCAAAAAGGAUAAUUUCCAAAGUAUUCUUUUGACUCCGAUUAGAAAAAACAAAUCUGAUACUUCCCAUAAAGAUGAACAUAAUAAAAAUACUCAGUUACCUGGAGAAUAUAGCUUGCUACCAACAUAUGAAAAGUGUGAGUAUUACCAGAAAAUUAAUACUGUAACAAGAAAAUACUUGCAGAACAAUGAGAGAGGCUCCCUGGAGAUAAACGUAAGAACUUCAAACAAGAAAAGAAGAAUCCGAAAAGAUUUCACAGAUGAAGAAAUCAAUUAUCUUUUAACUGGAGUAAAAGAAAUGGGUCAUCACUGGAAUUUGAUUUUGUGGUCCUAUCCAUUUCAGAAAGGACGGACAAAUGUUGACCUUUCCAGCAAAUACUACAAGUUGCAGAGGCAGGAAAAAAACAAAAGUAAUCAAUAACAUCUUUCAAGAAUAUUUUCGAUUUUGAUGCAGAAAGUUGAAGAACAGCUUUAUUAACAGAGAGGUAUUACCACAAUAAUACAAGCCUUUUGAGAAUUUAGAUUGGUUUGCACUCAUGUUUUUCACUGCUAACAUUCAUUUACAGAAAUUGUUAUGGUUUGCAAAUUUCACUUAAAUGUAAUUAUUUUUUUGAAAAAAAUGCUAAAAUAGUUACUAAAAUAGUCUUUACCAGUAAAAGUUGUUGUUUUUUUAAAAGAACUUAAUUUAAUGUUCUUAAACUUUUGAUUUUGUAACAAUUAAUUUGCUUUGAAUCUUUUUACAAUGUAUUUUAUCCCAUUUGCAAGAAUAGGUUUAUUGAAUAUUGUGAAUUGAAUUAUUUGAAUUAUUGAAUAAGAUUUUUAUGAAUAUUUUAUGCCAGAAACUGCUAAGUGUUAAUGUUAUUUUUUUUCCCCCCUUUUAGUCGGUGAAGUCAGUAGCUAAGGUACUUUGUUAUGCACUUGAUGUACAGUAUGUGUAGAAAACUAGAAUACAUUGUCAGACAUCUAGAAGAGGUGUUUUAUUAUUCUAAGUUAUGCAGUCAGGUCAACAAUUAGGAGAAUCUUGUAGUUAGCAGAAAUGUUUAAGUGAUUGUAAACAUCAUAAGGACCUUUCUAAUGCUAUCAAAACAUUCACAAUAUAAAUGCUAUUAACUAUUAAUUUUGAACAUACAAGUCAUAGGAAACGUUCAAGACAAUUGACAUACCAGAGAUAUUUCUGAGAGAGAGGAGAGAGCUUUCUGAGCUUUGAGAGAGAGAGGACUGGUAGAACAAACUUUAUAAUUUUGUUAAAUUCUUAUUUGCAAAUAAUUCUGAGUAAAACAAGAUGUAUCUAUGACAGAAAGCACCAAAUGUAUGUUUGAGCACUGCUGAAUAUGCUAGGCAAAUCUUACAUAGGUUCACAUAAAAUGAAAUAUAGAGCUUGUGGAGAUGUCAGAACUUCUAGACAGAAGAUACUGUGUGGUUCAGCUGCAGCGUUUCUUGGAUGACUUUCAUGGACCUAUGUAAAAUACCUAAGUGAUGAACUAAAUAGCGUGUAGCUACUGAUUAAUUUGAUUUCUAUUUACGGUGGAACAUUUCUUUGUAUAUUAUGUAAGUGCAUGAGCAGAACCACUGUUUCUGCUAAAUAUACAAUGGUUAUAAAAAGCUUUAGUGAAAGCCUUAAUAACUUGAUUUUUCAGUGAUAACCUGUAUUUCUGUUCUAAUCAGUUAAUUUAUUAUGGAAAAGGUUUGGUCAUCUUAUUUCAUCUUAUUUGCAGUAGGCUUUUACUAUGAUGUAGCUUAAAUGCUUAAAAGCAAGCAAGAUAACCUGAAACUGAAGGACUU
Oxyura jamaicensis (ruddy duck) is the source of this 4071-nucleotide messenger RNA. It is a transcript of the gene TERB1, whose product is annotated as telomere repeat binding bouquet formation protein 1. Lineage: Eukaryota; Metazoa; Chordata; Aves; Anseriformes; Anatidae. Gene Ontology annotation, biological process: meiotic attachment of telomere to nuclear envelope; homologous chromosome pairing at meiosis. The transcript is spliced from 19 exons. The record is from RefSeq and is a predicted model, not a curated record. Bases 266 to 2710 code for a protein of 814 amino acids.